Molecule: messenger RNA, 2028 nt
Organism: Brassica napus (rape)
Lineage: Eukaryota; Viridiplantae; Streptophyta; Magnoliopsida; Brassicales; Brassicaceae
Product: malonyl-CoA decarboxylase, mitochondrial
Exons: 15
Coding region: 211-1800 (529 amino acids)
Biological process (GO): malonyl-CoA catabolic process; positive regulation of fatty acid oxidation; fatty acid biosynthetic process
Cellular component (GO): mitochondrial matrix; peroxisomal matrix
Molecular function (GO): malonyl-CoA decarboxylase activity
Source: RefSeq, a predicted model, not a curated record
UAUCCAAACUCUUAAUUUUGGAGUUCUUUUGGGCAAAUGACAAAAAUACAUUUUGUUACAGAAAAUUAUUUACUUCAUCAUUAAACCGGUUGGUGAAGUGAAAGCGACGCCGUUUUAGCACUUUGGGCUUUUUAACUUACUAAAGCCGUUGAACAGAGAAGAAAAUCUGUUGCUAAUUUCGCCAUCCUUGAACGGCCAAAAUUUUAAGAGAUGAGCAAGAAAAACCUGGCGAUUCUGUUGCGCGCUAGGAUGAGAUCGUCUAACCAUUCCGCCAAAUCGUCCCUUUCUCAGUUUACUAAAGAGAUCCCAUCCAAUCCUCAAGAGAAUCAUUCUGGAGAUCACAUAGUGAGAAACUCUAGUGAGCUUGAUACCAUAGGAAGGGUAUAUGAUGUAGUUCGUGAAACAAUGCACACAGCUAUCUCUGCUACUAAAACCGGUGGCUCAGACAUUACUCUUAAUGACUUUGAAGAGGGAUACUUUAGCCUCUCCAUUGAAGACCGUAAGAAACUACUGCUUGCCUUAGCCAAAGAAUACGAUGUUAACAGAGAGCAAGUCCGAGAACUCAUCAAGCAAUAUCUUGGACUUGAAACCCCAUCGAGUGAUGAUGAUGCAGAGCUUCAUUCUUCUCCAAAGAAGGAGGCUUCAUCUUCUGUUUUCUAUCGCGUUGAGUGGAGUCUGAGACAUGCUCUCAAGCCAACUUAUGAAACUUUCUUUGAGAGGUUGAAUACUCAUCCUGGAGGGUUGCGGUUUCUCUCCAUCCUCCGCGCUGAUCUUCUCUCCAUACUCACGAAAGAUAACAUGCCCUCUUUGCGAGCAUUAGAUUCAUAUCUAAAGGAGAAACUAGGGAUGUGGCUUAGUCCUGCUACUUUAGAGCUUCAUCAAAUCACUUGGGAUGAUCCUGCUUCCUUGCUUGAGAAAAUCGUCGCUUAUGAGGCGGUGCAUCCAAUCAGCAACCUCUUGGAUCUCAAAAGAAGAUUGGGAAUAGGUCGUCGAUGCUUUGGUUAUUUUCAUCCAUCUAUCCCUGGUGAACCUCUUAUUUUCAUCGAAGUUGCUCUUAUGGAAACCGUUGCUCAGACAAUUCAGGAAGUUUUGUGGGACAAUCCACCCAUACCAGAGAACCAAGCAACAUGCGCUUUGUUUUACUCCAUUUCUUCAACUCAGCCUGGCUUAGCUGGGAUAAACCUAGGUAAAUUUCUGAUCAAACGAGUGAUUACAUUGGUGAAGAAAGAAAUGCCACAUGUUUCUACAUUUGCAACACUAAGCCCCAUCCCUGGAUACAUGCAAUGGCUCCUCUCGAAGCUAUCAUCUCAGUCAAGAUUUGCUGAAGAAGAGCGCGGUGGUGGGACACAGAGCAAUCCAUCUUCAUCUACUUUCAGCGAGAAAGUAUUACUACCAGGAGAGGAACAAGCCCUCAUGAGUCUAUCAGAUGAUUCUUCUUCCGGUAGCAACGGCAUGAAAGUUCUGUUGAACUUGCUAUCAGCAAAGAACUGUGAUUGGGCUACUUCACCUCGUAUAUUACCAGUUUUAGAACCUAUUCUGAUGCGGUUGUGUGCUAGGUACCUCUUGCAGGAGAAGAAGAGAGGAAAAGCUUUAGACUCUGUUGCUAACUUCCACUUGCAAAAUGGAGCGAUGGUUGAAAGAAUAAAUUGGAUGGCGGAUAGAUCAGAGAAAGGUAUUCAUCAAAGUGGAGGCAUUAUGGUUAACUAUGUCUACAGGUUAGAGAAUAUUGAAGACUUUGCUCAAUCAUAUUUUGGGUCGGGACAAAUCCAUGCCUCUCCUGGUAUCCAUUCCCGUCUCUAAGUAAACUCCACAAAAGAUCUAAAAACUUUUACAAAUGUAAAAGUAAAAAUAAAAUUUGAAGUGUAUUUUUGGAAGCUUAAGAUACUGCUAAAGUAUAAAGGGCUUUGCAUUAGUUAUGAGAAGGAAACGGAAAUUGAUUUGUGCAUUAUAUCAAAGUCAUAAUAAAUGUAAGAAUAUAAAGAAAGAUAUACGAAGCAUAUGGAUAAAUAUAAAAUGACUGUUUAGUUA